Messenger RNA from Trichomycterus rosablanca, 4169 nucleotides. RefSeq names its product high density lipoprotein binding protein b (gene hdlbpb). The coding region runs from base 105 to 3929 and encodes 1274 amino acids. Gene Ontology annotation, molecular function: mRNA binding. Gene Ontology annotation, cellular component: cytoplasm; nucleus. Lineage: Eukaryota; Metazoa; Chordata; Actinopteri; Siluriformes; Trichomycteridae. The record is from RefSeq and is a predicted model, not a curated record. The transcript has 27 exons.
CUGAACAUAUCAACUAGCAGUGAAGUACUUACAAUAACCUUCUCCUGGACGGACUCUCUGGUUUUCGACCCUUUGCAGAAGGAAAGCGGAUCAACUCUUGUAACAUGAGCUCGGUGGCUGUGUUGACUCAGGAGAGUUUUGCUGAGCACCGUAGUGGGCUGAAGGAUACAGAGAUUACAGGAGGCAUCCAUGAGAAUGAGGCAUAUAUUCCUACCUACCUAGAGGCCUUUCCUCCACUGCCAGAGAAAGGUGCUCCAGGGGAGAAAUCAGGAGGGACAGUGGGUGCCUGGGGCAGGAUUCGACCCAUCAGAGCCUCCGUCAUUACACAGGUGUUUAAUGUUCCACUCGAGGAACGACGCUAUAAGGACAACAGCCAGUUUGGUGAAGGUGAGGAGGCUAAGGUGUGCUUAGACAUCAUGCACAAGACUGGAGCUCAUAUUGAACUCUCACUUGCUAAGGACCAAGGACUUUCCAUCAUGGUAACAGGAAAGCACGACUCAAUCAUGAAGGCACGGAAAGAAAUUGUGGCUCGGCUUCAGACUCAGGCCUCAGCCACAGUUGUCAUUCAGAAGGAGCAUCAUCGCUUUGUGAUUGGGAAAAAUGGAGAGAAACUACAAGAGUUAGAACUGAAAACAGCUACAAAAAUUGCCAUUCCCCGUCCAGAUGACCCCAGUGCCAACAUACGCAUUACAGGCACCAAAGAGGGCAUCGAGAAAGCCAGGCAUGAGAUCCUUCUUAUCUCUGCAGAGCAGGACAAGCGUGCAGUUGAGCGACUUUCUUUAGAAAAAGCCUUUCAUCCAUUCAUUGCUGGUGCUUACAACCGACUGGUGCAAGACCUAAACCAGGAGACUGGUGCUCGUAUUAGCAUCCCACCGCCCAGUCUACUUAAGGAUGAGAUUGUCAUUACCGGGGAGAAGGAGGCGGUUGCUAUGGCGAUUGCCCGCAUUCGUGCCAUCUAUGAGGAAAAGAAACGGAUAACAACUACUAUCUCAGUAGAAGUGAGAAAGUCACAGCAUAAGUACAUAAUUGGGCCAAAGGGCAACAGUCUGCAGGAGAUCAUGGAGAGCACUGGAGUAUCAGUAGAGAUGCCACCACUGGACUCCAGUUCUGAGACUAUCAUUCUUAGAGGAGAGCCAGACAAACUGGGUCCUGCCCUCACCCAGGUAUAUGCCAAGGCUAAAAGUGCAAUUGCAGCAGAAGUAACUGCACCAGCUUGGCUUCAUCGAUUCAUCAUAGGCAAGAAAGGACAAAACAUCAGUCGAAUAACACAGCAGCUCCCUCGGGUGCACAUAGAGUUUACAGAUGGAGAGGAGCGGAUUUGUCUGGAAGGCCCGACAGAGGAGGUGGAACAAGCUCAAGCUCAGAUACAGGAGAUUGUUAAAGAUCUGAUGUCAAAGAUGGACUACACUGAGAUUAAUAUUGACCAGCGUUUUCACAGACACCUCAUUGGCAAGAAUGGAGCCAACAUAAAUCGUAUCAAGGAGCAGUACAAAGUUUUGGUACGCAUUCCUCAGGAUUCGGACCAGUGUGGGCUGGUUCGCAUUGAGGGUGACCCUCAGGGAGUGCAGAUGGCUCGCAGGGAACUGGUGGACAUGGCCCAGCGUAUGGAAAACGAGCGCACCAAAGACCUGAUUAUAGAGCAGAAGUUUCAUCGUAUCAUUAUCGGACAAAAGGGAGAAAAGAUCAAAGAAGUGCGUGACAAGUUUCCAGAGGUCAUUAUCACCUUUCCUGACCAAUCUCAGAAGAGUAACACAGUGCAGCUCCGUGGACCAAAGAUCGAGGUGGAGAAAUGUGCAAAGUUUUUACAGAAACUCCUGCUUGAACUGGUUGAGAACAGCUACUCGAUAUCUCUUCCUAUAUUUAAGCAGUUUCACAAAAAUAUAAUUGGAAAAGGAGGUGCUAACAUCAAAAAGAUCCGUGAAGAAACCAACACAAAGAUCGAUCUUCCCACAGAAAACAGUGACUCAGAGAUGAUUGUGAUCACUGGCAAGAAGAGUAACUGUGAGGCAGCACGGGAACGUAUACUUGCCAUCCAGAGAGACCUGGCAAAUCUGAAAGAAACAGAGGUGACCAUUCCAGCCAAGUUGCAUAACUCUCUGAUCGGAUCAAAGGGGUGUUUGGUGCGAUCGGUAAUGGAGGAGUGCGGGGGUGUUCACAUUCACUUCCCUGCUGAAGGAUCAGGGGUGGACAAGGUUACCAUCCGUGGUCCUGCAGGAGAGGUGGAGAAAGCCAGAAAUCAGCUACUGCAGCUUGCCGAAGAGAAGCAAGUCAACAACUUUACAGUUGAGCUUCAGGCUAAACCAGAGUACCACAAAUUCCUGAUUGGCAAAGGAGGAGCAAAAAUUCGGCGGGUUCGAGACCGGACUGGAGCUCGCAUCAUCUUCCCCUCGACUGGCGAACCACAGCUGGACCGAAUCACCAUUGUGGGCAAAGAGGCGGCAGUUCUGCUUGCACAGAAAGAGCUGGAAACACUUAUCAAGAACCUGGAUGAUGUGAUUGAAGACAGUAUGUUUGUGGACCCUCGACAUCACCGUCACUUUGUCUGUCGGCGAGGCCAGGUGCUGAGAGAGCUAGCUGAGGAGUAUGGUGGCGUUGCAGUUAGCUUCCCUCGCACAGGCACAUAUAAUAGCAGUGUCACUUUAAAAGGGGCAAAGGAGUGUGUGGAUGCUGCGAAGAAGCGAAUUCAGGAGAUCAUUCAGGAUCUGGAGUCUCAGGUGAGUGUGGAGGUGGUAAUCCCACAGCGCUUCCACAGAGCCAUAAUGGGGCCCAAAGGUUGCAGGAUCCAGCAGAUCACCCGAGAGCAUGAGGUCCAGAUCAAAUUCCCUGAGAGAGAGGACUCCACAGCUCAAGAAGCGUGUCCUGUGGAGAAUGACGACACUCACCUUGAGAAAUCUGGGCCUCGAAAAUGUGACAUAAUCACUGUGACUGGUCGGGCAGAGAAGUGUGAACUGGCACAGGCAGCCUUGCUAGCUCUGCUUCCUGUGACGAUUGAUGUAGAGGUGCCAUUUGACCUGCACCGUUACAUCAUUCGGCAAAAAGGAACUGGCAUAAGAAAGAUGAUGGAGGACUAUGAGAUGAAUGUAAUGCCUGGUGCUGUGCAGGUAAACAUCUGGGUUCCUCAGCAAGAACAGCAGUCAGAUGUGAUAAAGAUAAUGGGGCAGGAGGCUAAUGUGGAGAGAGCAAAGCAAGCUCUUCAAUCCAGAGUCAAAGAGCUGCAGGCUGAACAGGAGGAUCGGGCUUUACGGAGUUACAAGGUGUCACUAUCAGUUGACCCAAAAUAUCAUCCCAAAAUCAUUGGUCGAAAAGGUGCUGUGAUCUCCCAGAUUCGUAGAGAUUAUGAUGUCAGUGUGCAGUUCCCUGAUAAGGCUGAUGAGCAGCAGGAUGCAAUAGUGAUCUGGGGUUAUGAGCAAAAUGUAGAGGAGGCAAAGGCAGCUAUAGGGCAGAUUGUAGCAGAGCUACAGGAGAUGGUGAGUGAGGACGUCUGCCUGGAUCACCGGGUCCAUGCACGCAUCAUCGGAGCUCGCGGUAAAGCUAUUCGCAAAGUCAUGGAGGAGUUUAAAGUUGAUGUUAGGUUUCCUCAGCCAGGCUCAGACGAUCCAGACAAAGUGUCAGUUACAGGACUGCCAGAGAAUGUGGACAAAGCCAUCGACCAACUCCUCAACCUGGAGGAGGAAUAUAUGUUGAGUGUGACUGAAACAGAAACUCUGGCAGCCUACAUGAAGCCUCCCUCUCGAGUUGUAGGAGCAGGAGGAAGAGGUGAUGAGGAGAGCAGAGGCAUAAUUAAAGGCUUUGUUGUCAAAGAUGCCCCAUGGAACGUCUCAGGCGGAAAGGCCCCCGACAUGAGCAGCGCUGAGGACUUCCCUACAUUUGGCUCUGGAGUAACACAGAAACAGAUGUCUGCCUGGGGACCCAAAAAAUUCAGAGAGUGAGAUGUGACAUUCUUACCUGGGAAGACACUUUUUUGUCUUAUCCUUGGUCUUGUAAAUGUUAAAGAAGAAAUUUUAAGUUUCCUAUGACUUACCCUCAUCCAAGACCUCCUCCCAGAGGUGAAAUUUCCCCCCUUUUUUUACCCAUUCUUUUUACAUGGCACGGGCAGCUAACUGAUUAAAUUCACUUAAUAUGCACUUAAUAAGACUGUCUUACUUUCAGUCAGAAAACAAGGACUUAUU